AUGAUUGCUAGAGUGCUAUUUCCAGAUGAAGUCGGAUGUGGUAAUCCGGAGGUUUGCAAGCGGACUUGCGGCAAGGCCAGUGGAUGUACGGACAUAGCAUAUCCCCGGCUCGUGCUUCGACUGCUACCACAAGGAGCCAAAGGACUCAUGCUCGCUGUGAUGGUGGCGUCGCUGGUGUCCAGUCUGACCAGCAUCUUCAACUCCAGUUCUACGCUAUUCACUAUGGAUAUUUGGCGUCGCAUCCGGCCUCUCGCUCGUCCGGCAGAGCUCAUGAUAAUUGGAAGAGUUUCCACACUCGUGCUAAUAUGCAUCUCGGUAGCCUGGAUACCGAUCGUUCAAUCCAGUGGGGAACUGUUUCACUACAUUCAGUCUGUUACAAGCUACUUGGCCCCACCUGUCUGCGUUGUAUACUUGAUGGCUAUGUUUUGGUCGCGAUUCAACGAAAUGGGGGCCUUCUGUGCUCUGAUGGCUGGUCUGGUCGUCGGGCUAAUCAGGUUCAUUUUGGAGUCCAUCUACCCACGGUAUGGUUGUGGUGAAACUCAUAAGCCGACAGUAGCUGAAACAAUGGUCCAAAAAUUGCACUAUCUCCACUUCAGUAUCGUGCUGUUUUGCAUCAGUGGAACGGUAGGAAUAGUAGCGGCGCUGCUUACGAAGCCACCACCUACAAAACAUACGGAAGGUCUGACAUUUUGGAACCGAAACCCAACGAAGCAUGGAAGUAUACAAGAAACGAAACAAGCAACAAUGCUCGAAGAGAUGACUGAUUCAAACGGAAGUAUUGAUGGUCAGUUGGAUAACACAUCGCAGAUCCAUGCGUACACAGAUAUGCUGCAAGAUGACACAGAAUCCGAAGGUUCGGUGAAACCAAGGCCUUGGUACCUGCACGCAGUGUUUUGGAUCUGCGGCAUUGAAUCCACUUCCUCAAGUGACCAAACAACGGACCUGAAUUUACAGAACGUCAUAGAAUGUUUCAAUCCCGAGUCGUUACGAACUACAUUAGUCGAUGUUCGUAAUGUGGACGGAUCCGUUACCGUAACUGACAAAUACGGGCAUACUUUGACUGAGAGAAACUGUUCCUACAAACCGGAACCCAACUUUUCUCGUUAUGGCUUCAUUUUAAAUCCUAAUCCAGACUUACACGUUGGCAAGGUGAAUAUUGGGAACUUCACCUUACUUUUCGGCUCUUCGGAUGUUGCGAAAGACCUUCAGUGCUUAAUCCAACACGAUGUGACGCACAUUAUUAACCUUAUUUCCAACGUUAUGCCUAACGCUUUCCCGGAUCGCUUUGGCUAUCUCUCAUUGGUUGUAUAUGAUGACAUGCAGUUUCGUCUAGAUGAUAGCAUUACACAAUGUGUGCAGUUCAUAAACGAAGUGAGAAGCCAAGGCGGUCGAUGCUUUAUCCACUGCGACUCCGGUGUUUGUCGAGCUCCUUCGAUGGUAAUAGCAUAUUUGAUGAAGGUCGAAAAAUUCCCGUACGAACAUGCCUUCAGGAUUGUGCACAACGCUCGUAACAUUGCGCUCAAUUUAAAUUUCAAGACGCAGCUAAUGAAUUUAUUUUGA
Molecule: messenger RNA, 1560 nt
Organism: Dicrocoelium dendriticum
Lineage: Eukaryota; Metazoa; Platyhelminthes; Trematoda; Plagiorchiida; Dicrocoeliidae
Source: the annotation of a GenBank genome assembly